UCGGCGGGGUGGCGCGUACCCAGAUUGGACGCAUGACGGCCGCUCUCAGGUCCUACGUCUAGCACGGGAUCCCUUUUCGGAUUUGGGGGGAGGACUGCGGCGAGCCGGAGGCAGUGGGUCAGGCUCUGCUCAUGGCGAUUCCAGCUGCGGAGGCGCCGGCGCUCGACUCUGGAUCGACGUCGACUGCCAACGAUUCAGCAGCGUGCUUGGGGGCUUCCGUUACGGCCGGUGGCGGCGCCGCGGCGGCCGCGUCAGGAGUAGGCUCGCCGGAAUCGGUCGUCCGCCCGUUCUCUCCUGAUACGCGUCGGUCGGAUGAGGGUGGGGCACAGCCGGCGGCAGAGAAGGCUUUAUUUGAUGUUGAGUUCUCCGGGGGAUCCUGCACCAUGUUCAGCUCGGGCGGUGGCGAUGUGGCUGUCGGACACGCCCAUGGCGCGGCGCCGCCCGUCGUCUCGCGCGGCUCGAUUCAGUCCUUACCCCACAGUGCGCAAGCAUCCACAAACACCACCAUCCGAGUUGGCUGGAAGCGCAGGCCAAGAGGGCCGCAAGCACCAAACGAGCGGGCGGCGGUGGUUGAUCGUGUGCCGGCACUUGAAGCUGCCAUACGAGGGUUCGCUGACAGGGGGACUGAUGUGGUUGUCAACCCGGCGCUUGGCACAAUUUUCGAUUCUAUGCCGGAGGCGUAUGAAUUCUACAAUCUUAUUCUCGUCGCUGGUUAAUUUCCCUGGUUAAUUUUCAUUGACAAAAGAG
Molecule: messenger RNA, 747 nt
Organism: Triticum aestivum (bread wheat)
Lineage: Eukaryota; Viridiplantae; Streptophyta; Magnoliopsida; Poales; Poaceae
Exons: 3
Coding region: 132-716 (194 amino acids)
Source: RefSeq, a predicted model, not a curated record